CAGAAAUUUGGCAUAAGGCUUUUGCAUCAGGUCUUUGUAACAGUCUUUGUAAGCAACACAAAUUUUUUCACAUCAAAUUUUUAAGGAAAUUUUGGAAGAAUUAAUAAUAUUUAUAUUAUAUAUUUCUAAAACGACCAAAACCGUUGGCAGAUCUUUAAAGCUGAUUUUCAUUUUGUUUUAAAAGAAAGAAACGAAAAAAGACAACUUAAGAAAAGAUGCCACGUGGAAAGUACGUCAACCAUAAGGGAAGUAGCCGCCACUUUACUUCGCCGGAGCAACUGCAGCUGGACUGCGAAGAAGUAAAAUCCAGUAGCAGCGACAAGGAGCCCGGAGCAGGAACCUCUAGCUCCGGGCAGGACCUAACUGACCCAGGAAAGGUACCUACUUCUGAGUCAGAUUCCGAGGAUAAGUCGGAUGACUCUGGGUCGGAAAUGCGAAAUGCUAAAAAGGGGGUGACCUCCUUGAUUCAGAUCGAGAAUCCCAACCGGGUGAACAGGAAGACUGUGCAUAAGCUGUCGGGCAAAAAUGCAGGGGACUUGGGAGGAGCAUCUAAGCCGGAACUGUCGCGUCGCGAACGCGAGCAGAUCGAGAAGCAGAAGGCACGUCAUCGGUACGAGAAGCUACAUGCCCAGGGCAAGACCGCUGAAGCUAAGGCGGAUUUGGCCAGGCUGGCACUGAUCCGGCAGCAGCGGGAGGAGGCCGCCGCCAAGCGCGAGGCGGAGAAGAAGGCCCAUCUAGAGGGGAAGAAGCCGGAUUCCAGUCGAUUCAAAAUUAUUUAGUUUUGAAAGCCGAUUGUUUCCAAUUGUGAAUUGUAUAUUAUAAUAAAUCGCCAUGUGAAACUCAGCUAUUGAGACGAAUCAUGAAACAAUAGUA
Molecule: messenger RNA, 873 nt
Organism: Drosophila ananassae
Lineage: Eukaryota; Metazoa; Arthropoda; Insecta; Diptera; Drosophilidae
Product: 28 kDa heat- and acid-stable phosphoprotein
Exons: 2
Coding region: 216-779 (187 amino acids)
Cellular component (GO): cytosol
Molecular function (GO): RNA binding
Source: RefSeq, a predicted model, not a curated record